Molecule: messenger RNA, 396 nt
Organism: Penicillium diatomitis
Lineage: Eukaryota; Fungi; Ascomycota; Eurotiomycetes; Eurotiales; Aspergillaceae
Product: mitochondrial 54S ribosomal protein uL14m
Exons: 4
Coding region: 1-396 (131 amino acids)
Biological process (GO): translation
Cellular component (GO): mitochondrial large ribosomal subunit; ribosome
Molecular function (GO): structural constituent of ribosome; large ribosomal subunit rRNA binding
Source: RefSeq, a predicted model, not a curated record
AUGAUUCAACUAAAGACAUUACUGACCUGCAUCGACAACUCCGGUGCCUCGAUCGUCGAGUGCGUCAAUGUCUUAAAGAAGAAGCGGCCCGCGACAAUCGGGGACCGCAUCGUUGUCGUCGUCCAGAAGCAAAGAGCCGCCACGUCGGAAGGAUCCAGCGGUACCGCCCUCGCCAACAAGGUCCGUCGUGGAGAUAUUCGCCAUGCUGUUGUGGUCCGCGUGAAGAAGGAGUUGCAGCGGGCGGAUGGAACUGUCGUCCGGUUCGGAGACAAUGCCUGUGUCCUGGUGAACAAGUCUGGGGACCCUAUUGGGACGCGAAUGAACGGUGUCGUGGGCCAAGAACUGCGUGGCAAACAAUGGUCCAAGAUCUUGUCGUUGGCUCCUAUCAAUGUGUAA